Mastomys coucha (southern multimammate mouse) is the source of this 1050-nucleotide messenger RNA. It is a transcript of the gene Insl5, whose product is annotated as insulin like 5. NCBI's taxonomy places the organism in Eukaryota, Metazoa, Chordata, Mammalia, Rodentia, Muridae. Gene Ontology annotation, biological process: positive regulation of feeding behavior. Gene Ontology annotation, cellular component: extracellular region. The record is from RefSeq and is a predicted model, not a curated record. Bases 378 to 806 code for a protein of 142 amino acids. Gene Ontology annotation, molecular function: hormone activity. The transcript is spliced from 3 exons.
UAAAAAAAUAAGAGUACUUAAACAACUUGCUUUUAAGUUCUAGAUCUGGUGGGAGGAAAGCCAGGAAUCAAAUCUGAGUCUGACAGAGCUCAUCACUGUGGGACUUCCCCUGGCGUUGACACGGAAGCUGCUUUUGCUCCUCAGAAGCCUCCAUCAGAUGGCAUACCAUUAUUGACUUUCAGAGAUUAAAGCUUGUCCUAUGUCAGUCAGCAGAUGUGAAGUGGGUGCUGAAGCUUAUACAUCCCUGCUUCCAAAAACCUUGUAUUUCCACAGCAACUACUGAGAAGAUUUAGCAAUGCUAAGUGAGGCAUGUUCAGAUGACCAAAUAGCCAGCAAUAAUCAUAAAAGCACAUGACUAGCCCUCCACACUGUCACCUAUGUGCUUAGUAAAUACUGUUAAAAUAAGGAUGAAGGGCCCCGCUCUUGCUCUCUUCGUUCUAAUGGCUGUGGUGGAAGUAAGAAGCAGGCAGACUGUGAAACUCUGUGGCCUGGACUAUGUGAGAACAAUCAUCUACAUCUGUGCCAGCUCACGGUGGAGGAGACACCUGGAGGGGGCUCUCCACGAUCCACAAGCUGAGACAAGAAACCACCUCCAGUUCCUAGACAGACAGAAGACAUCUGAGGAAACUUUGGAACACAGCCUUCCCAAGAUGGAUCUCUCAGGACAGGAGCUUGUUCGAGACCCACAGGCACCCAUGGAAGGUCUUUGGGAACUGAAGAAGCACUCGGUAGUAUCCAGACGAGAUUUGCAAGCUCUGUGCUGCAGGGAAGGCUGUUCCAUGAGGGAGCUCAGCACCCUCUGUUAGGACACACCCAACCCUAUGGCAGGCUUUAGCCUAUCUUUUGAUGUUCUACUCAAGUUCCAUGUUCAGCUUCUAUCACUACGACCACGGCUUUUGGGUAGACGAUCCUUUCCUAAAAGGUCUAUUAUGGCUUAAAGCCGCUCUUCUCCCUGUGCAAAGGCCAACACACUCUUCUUUCUAAAUUCUAACUACUGCUUUGAAAUUUCAAGUGCUGCUCAAAAUUGCAAUAAAAAGUGCCUGAAUCCAA